This is a messenger RNA of Schistosoma curassoni, 5510 nucleotides long. The record is from the annotation of a GenBank genome assembly. Lineage: Eukaryota; Metazoa; Platyhelminthes; Trematoda; Strigeidida; Schistosomatidae.
UUGGAUUAUAUAUAUAUUGUGGAUAGUUAUAUAUUGUCUCUAUGAUAUCACUCAAGUGAUCUGUUAUUAUUAUUUAUUUGUUUCUUCGGGGGAGGGAAUUUUCAUCGUAUUCGGAUAUACUAUUUUUUUCUUAAAAGGAAAAUAGAAAGAGGAAAACUAACUCAAUUUAAUUAAUAAUCAUUAAUUACAAUUUGCUUUGGUUAAUUCCAGGCGUUUAAACGGACACACUAAAGCGAACAUCCUUUAUUUACAUGACCUAAUCUAUAAGUGGUUUCUAUGUAAUAUACAAUUAAAUAACUUUAAUUUGUCAAGUUUACUUUAUUUGAAAAUAUACAAAUUUUAUUUGGAUUUGACAUUACAUAAUUGGAUUUAUCAUUAAGAUUAUCAUUCGGUUCGUGGAGUAUAUGUAUAUUCAUAUAUCAACAACAUUAUCCAGAUCCAUUAUAUAAUAGUUCCAUUGAAACAAAUGUCAAUAAAAGAUAAUCGAUUGUGGAUCAUUUCAGUUUAUUGAACCUUACACACACACACACACACACACACAUACACACAUACAUACAUAAAUAGAAGAAAUGAAAGUUAAAAACAAACGUCCAUAUAACAGGUCAGAGACGUGUACACGAAGUAGUGCUAAUAGUAAUACAAUUUCUGGGACUAAUCCUGUAUCAACAUACAUUCCUAACAAAUUAAAUGAACAAUUAGAUCAAUCAGAUGAUAAUAAUAAUAAUAACAAUUAUCCUACAUUAACAGAUAGUUCAUUAAAUAAUAAUGAGAAUAUGAACAAAAGUCAUAAAAAAACUUGUAAUUCAACAACGAAAAAUACUAAAACACGUCAUAAAUCAAGUAAACAUACAAAUUCCUCUUGUUCAUCAUCAUCAUCACCUUCUAUUUCAAAUAAUGCUAAUAGUACUGUAACACAAGUAACUGGAACAUCAUUGAAAAUUACACAUCGUGGUGGACGUACACAUGUAUCAUCUAUAAAUCCUAUUACUACUACUACUACUACUACUACUACUAAUACUACUACUAUUAAUAAUACUAAUAAUAGUAAUAAUAAUUUAAUCUCGAAUACAAUACGUUUAUCUAAUUCCAAAUCAAAUUGUUGUUCAUCAUCUACAUCGACUUCAUCAUCAAUUAUUUCUAGUGGAACUAAUGAACCAAUUGAUCCAUAUGAAUUUGCUGUAAAAACUGAUGAAUCAAUUAAUCCAUGUGGAUUGAAUGAUAGUUUAAUACCAAUUAAACGAUUAAAAUUAGAUAGAAAUGAUGAACGUUGUAGCGCACUGACUACUGAUUCAGCUAGAAGUAGUCCAAUGUUACAUACUACUACAAUCAAUAAUACUAAUCGUAGUGAUAAUUCCUUUAAUCAUUCAAGUCCUGGUCCCAAUUCUUCACCACUUGCUCAAUCCUGUACACGUCCAUUGUCUGUAUUCACUGAUUUCUCUAGUUCGAAUAGUAACAACAAUACUAUUACUACUAAUAAUAAUAACAUUAACGGAAGUAGUAUUGGAAGUGGAAUUACACGCCGUAAAUCAGAUAUUGUAGAUGCUACUCCUGUUAGUACUACUGAUAACAUGAAAAUAAAUUCGUCUACAUCAUCAUCACCUCAUAAUUAUUAUACAACUAGUGAGAUCAAUGCAAAUAUAUCAGUUACAUCAGAUUCAUUCCCGACGCAGUCAAAGUUGACUGACACCAGAGCCGAAACUCCGUCUACCAUACCAGCUAGUGACCCUUCAUUAUGUGAUACUACAUCUAAUGUCACUAACUCUGUUGAUAAGAAUAAAAAUGAUAAUAUAUCUAUUAAAAUCUGUCGCAAUAUUGACACUACUAAUGAUAAUAAUCAAACAUUAAGUAGUAUGCACAAUCCUUCAUCUUUUACAUCGAAUGCAAUAUUGAAUAAUUUCGAAAAAAGUCACACAUCAGAAACAUGGAUUAUUUCACAUUCCCCCACCUCUUCCUCUUUCUCCUCUUCCCAACCACCAUCCCCACCACCACCAUUAGCAAUGACGAUAACAAUGACAACAACACCAACAACAGUUGUUUCAUCGCAGCUAACAUCGAAUAACUUGCCCUCUUCAUCAUCAUCAUCAUCAUCAUCAUCAUCAAUACAAUCUUCAGUAAAGUCUCCACUGAUGAUGUCAUCAACUACUACCUCAACAUUGUUACCUGCCACCACCUCCCUUUCUCUCGCCUCCUCUGCAUUGUCAUCCUCAUUAGCGACAACAUCAUUAAUCCCAUCUAGUCAAUUGUAUACGACGUCGUCGACUACUACUACUACUACUACUACUACUAGCAACACGGCGUUUCCAACAAUUCUACCGGAACGACGAUGUACCGGUGUCAAUACUCUACUAGAUAAUUCCAAGGCUACAUUAACUGAACCAGAUUUAUUAGGACCAUGUGAACCGGGCACUACAAUUUGUUUAAAUGGAAUUGUUUGGUUAGAGACUACAACUGGAGUAUUAGUUGUCAAUGUGACAUGGAGAGGUCGAACGUAUAUUGGUACUUUGUUAGAUGCAACACAACACGAUUUCGCUCCACCAUGUCCACGAGAUUACGUACCUCCAUUUAAAUCAUCAGUACGAUCUAGUAAUCGUACAAAACGUCGAACUGGAGUUGGAACAAAUUAUAAGUCAAAUUUAACGAAUCAUCUUACAACUAAUGAUUGUAAUUGGAAAUCUACUUCAACUGGAAGACAUCGAUUACGUGGUCGAGCUUCAAAUUCACCUGCAGUCAAUAAUAGUAAUGGUAUUGAGACCAUUUCAACAACAAAUCGUUGCAAUACACAUAAUCUAACAAAAAUCGAUACUGAGAAAGAAUUAAUCAAUGAUAAUGCUAUUCAAGAGGAUACUGAUUUAACUCAAUGUCUUCCUCAUGUAUCUGAUGAAGAACAACUAACACGAAGUAGUAAUAGUAGAAAAACUAAGUUACAUAAUAAAAGUCGUAAACUUUUUCGAGGUAGUAGUACAUCAUCAAGCGAUUGUCCAUCGGAAGUUCUACCGGAUCUUGAGAAAUUAUCUGAAAUUGGAGAUUUCACCGGUAAAACUGAUGGAAUACUUUGUGAUCCACAAAAUCCUGAUCAUUCUCGACCACAUACUCCAUUAUGUACAAAUAAUAAUAAUAUGAAUACUAAUAACACUGAUAAUAAUAGUAGUGAUCGUGUUUGUUUUGAAGAAAAUGAUGAAUUGCAUGAAACAUUUCCAAUUGGUUGUCCAAUUGAUGGUUGUAAAAAACGUUUCUCACAUGUUCUAGCUUUACGUUUCCAUUUGAAUCAUACAUCACAUUGUAAUUUAUUAGAUUCUCAUAAGAAACGUCCUUCUAGUAUUGAUUUAAAGAAACGAGAUUUCACUAAUGCCAGCUCUAUUACAACAACAUCAACAGCUACAACUACUACCAGUACUAAUGAUAAUAAGAAUAAUAGCAAUGCAGUGAAUUGUAGUUCAACACAUUUGAAGUGUCCACCAACUAUUUCACCGUGUCAACCUUCCAGUUCAUCCCCAUUACCAACAGGAAUAACAACUCCAGAUCUACUGAAUUCAUUUGGUGGACCACUAUUGCCAUCAUCAUCAUCAUCGUCGUUGCAGCAUCAGUUAAAGCAAGAAUCCAAUCCAUAUGAUCCACAAUUGCAAAGUUGUCCAGUACCACAAUUAACAUCUGAAUAUAAUCGAGAUACAAUGUCUAUGCAUGUACAACAAAAUAACAUGCCUACUCAUCAUCCUAAUUAUAAAUUGUAUAAUAAAAAUGAACAGAAAUUAUUUGAUACAAAUAUAUCAAAUGAUUAUAUAAAUGUAAUGAUGAAUACGAAUAAUGAUAAUAAUAGUAGUAUGAAUAAUGUGAUACAUUCAGUUAGUAAACAACGGAAUAAUGAAAUAAAUAAGCAUUCUGGCAAUAAGAAACGUUUAUCUACAUCCAUGUCAUCUAAUAACAAUAGUCCAGUUAUUGAUAUCACUUCAUUGAGUAAUUAUAAUGGUAAUAAUGUACGUACAGUAACAGCGCAUACAGUAUCAGUGCCUCAUGGUUCAUUAGACAUUGCUGGCAAUUCAAAUUCUCGAUCUAAUCAACAUCAACAUCAUUAUGGACAACAACAAAACCAUCAAACUAACAAUGGUAAUUCAUUUCACUGCUCUAAGCGAACAACUCCAACAUCAUCGUCAUCAUCAUCAUCAGCUACUCCACGUGAUUUCAGUAGUAAACAUAAAGGGGGACAACAACAACAUUUAUCAAAUAAAUUGUCUUAUCAAAAUAUAAAAACCGAUAUUAAUAAUAAUAAUAAUAAUUCUACAGUGAUGAAUUAUUCUCGUUACAGUGGUGGUACUCAUCAUUGUGGUAGUUUAGAGCAACAGUCAAUAAAAAGUGAAUUGAACAAUGAUUAUAUGAUGAAUUUAACAAUGUGUCAUGCUUUAUUGAAUACUACCGCUACUACUACUAUGAGUACAAUGUCAAAAUUGAAGAAUUUAACAGUUAACCAGCAAGAAUUUAAUACAUCACUGUCUAAUAAUAAUAAUAAUAAUAAUAAUAAUAAUAAUAAUAAUAAUAAUAAUAAUAAUAAUAAUAAUAAUAAUAAUAAUAAUAAUAAUAAUAUGAUCCCAUCGUUACUUUUCCAAAAUGCAUGGAAUCUUCAACUGCCGAAUUCGUCUACGUACACACAGUCUAUGCCAUUGUCGUUUAAUAAUAAUAAUAAUAAUCAUAGUAAAGAUGAUGAAUUGAAAUCUACUAUGAAUUCAUUAACUAAUGGUUUACCGUCUUCAUUAUAUCUGCCCACAUAUCCGAAUAUGCCAACAUUUACUUCUUCGGGCAGUGUUGUUAAUAAUAGUCCCAUCAACACUAUGCCAUGUUCGUCCACACCGUCAUUAUCCAUGCAUGAAAUGUCCACAACAUCGCAACCAUUCAAUGAUUCAAAACAAUAUAUUCCGUCUAAUCAUCAUCAUCAUCCACUUGGUACAAGUUUAAAUACUACUUCAAAUCAGAGUGUAGAUCUUAAUAGUACUACUAAUAGUAGUAAUAGUAUGUAUUAUGGUAUACCAGACUUUUUAGUUGCUGCUUUAAGUACACUAGCAUCAAAUGCUUCAUCAUAUUCCUGUAUACCGGAACCUUUUAAAUCAUAUUUUAAUCAGAAUUCUUUGCUGAACAAUACUACUAAUCCUACUAGUACUAGUAAUAUGAAUAGUAAUGGUAAUUCUAUAAGUAAAACAAAUAAUUUAUCCUCUUCAAAUAUGUCACUUUCAUCAAAUUCAGGAAUAUUGGAUGGUACAAUGAAUAAUCGAUUUUUUAAUCCACAAUUCUUUCAAAAUUAUGGGACUAAUCUUUCGAAUGUACAAAAUUUUCAAUCAUUUAAUAAUAGUAAUAAUAAUAAUAAUAACAGCAGUAAUCUAACUUUAAAUCCGGAAAGAUUAGAUCCAUUGAAAUUAUCUGCAGCCUACUUGAUGCAGUAUACAAAUCCAAGUGCAACACAAUUAUCAUCAUCCUCCUCCUCAUCAUCAUCUACGGUAACGUCAACUUUCGGGAAUAGUAUAUAA